UCCACAUCGAUGGACAGCACGGACGCGUAAUAUCCAGAAACAUCCGAUCAAGAAUAUAUCAUAAUGAAUACAUCGAUGCAAAAUAAGAAAUAUUUCAUUUAAUAAACCAGUUACUCGUUCCUCCAGGCUCCACCUAUCUAAACUGUCCUGACUGAGGAGGAGUGAGUGCCUCCUGAAUCUAUUCGCAGCUGCUCCGUCGCUACCACGAUCCACUCCAGUCCGGAUUUGGCAAGGAAGGGAACAGCUGCUGUAACGUAUUAGCAAAUUCAAGAGAGAAGAUACAGGCAACAGCAGCAGCAGUGGAAUAUGAGGGGUGUAAAGGAGUCACUGGGGCAGUUUUGGAGAGCGCUGAGGCAGCCGUAGAGGAUCAUGGCCGAGGACUAUUGGGAGCGCGCGGCGGCUUUGGGAUCAUAUUAUUACUGCUGUUAAGAUUACACGAGCAACGCACACUCCUACACACACACACAAGGGAUCUCAAGUACACGGGGCGUUUAAACAGUGGCAGCCCCACCACCCCCCUCAUCUCGGCCCCCCUUGCCCCCAAUAAUGGACCGUAUGAGGAAGAUCAAAAGGCAGCUGUCCCUGACGCUGCGGGGGGGUAACAGCGGGGAUAAGAACAUGAACGAGACCAUCGGCACUCAGGACACGGGAGCACACAGCGAUUCGGAGGCCAUGCCAGUUGGCGGCAGUCUGCGGGGUUCAGUGAGAGGUUCGGGGGGUUCCUUCAGCAUGCACUCCCUCCUGCAGUCGUACAGCAGCGCCCUGCGCAGACCACGCAGCCUGGGCCGCAGUCUCAGCUCCUAUCUCAACCACACCACGCGCCUCGAGAUUGUCCAUGAGGAUGUUAAGAUGGGUUCAGACGGAGAGAGCGAUCAAGCUUCGGCCACGUCCUCCGAUGAGGUGCACAGCCCCGUUCGAGUUCGACUGAGAAACAACCCCGGUCGCAAAAUAUCCACAGAGGACAUUAACAAGCGUCUUUCUCUGCCUGCCGAUAUCCGGCUUCCUGAUGGCUACCUAGAGAAAUUCAGCCUCAACAGUCCGCUGUUUGACAAACCGCUCAGCCGAAGAUUACGAAGAGUAUCUCUGUCUGAGAUUGGAUUUGGGAAGUUAGAGACAUACGUAAAACUGGAUAAACUGGGAGAGGGCACUUAUGCUACGGUUUAUAAAGGGCGCAGUAAAUUGACGGAUAACUUGGUGGCUCUUAAGGAGAUCCGAUUGGAGCACGAGGAAGGAGCGCCAUGCACCGCCAUCAGAGAAGUGUCUCUUCUGAAGGACCUGAAACAUGCCAACAUUGUGACGCUUCAUGACAUCAUUCACACUCAAAAGUCUCUGACGCUGGUGUUUGAGUACCUGGAUAAAGACCUGAAGCAGUAUCUAGACGACUGUGGAAACUGCAUUCAUAUGCACAAUGUCAAGCUCUUCCUGUUUCAGCUGUUGCGAGGUCUAAACUAUUGUCACAGACGUAAAGUCCUUCACCGAGACCUCAAGCCCCAAAAUCUCCUGAUCAAUGAUCGCGGGGAGCUGAAACUGGCCGACUUUGGUCUGGCACGAGCAAAGUCGAUUCCCACGAAGACUUACUCCAAUGAAGUGGUGACCCUCUGGUACCGACCCCCUGAUAUCUUAUUGGGCAGCACAGAUUAUUCCACUCAGAUUGACAUGUGGGGUGUUGGCUGCAUCUUCUACGAGAUGUCUACAGGUCGGCCUUUGUUCCCAGGAUCCACAGUUGAGGAGGAGUUGCACUUUAUCUUCAAACUGCUCGGUACACCCACAGAGGAGACCUGGCCUGGAAUAACCUCCAAUGAGGAAUUCAUCUCCUAUAACUACCCCCGAUACCGCGCCGACUGUCUCCAUAACCACACUCCACGAUUGGAUAACGAUGGAGUUGAACUUCUUUCUAAACUGCUGCAGUUCGAGGGGAAGAAACGGAUGUCGGCGGAUGAAGCCAUGAGACACCCGUACUUCCACUGCCUGGGCGAGAGAGUUCUCACACUGCCAGACACUACAUCAAUAUUUGCACUUCAAGAUAUUCAGCUGGAAAGGGAGCCGGGCAUGAGGACGAACUCUCUGUCAGAAUCAGUCAACAGCAUAUCUCAGCGACAGAGCCUGCUCUUCUGAGGACACGGGACAGAUAAGAGCAAGAAGACUGAAGACGUGAUGUUGAAGAUGAAGGGAUGUUUUUUUUUUUCAUUUCACUGACUGAGUCAUUGCUAGUCCUGUGGCAUUAUAUGUAUGGAAGGGGUCACUGUAGCUGUUUACAAAGAGAGGCUGACUACAAAGUCAUGUUUUUUUUGUCGAUUGUGAACUUUUUUUGCACCCCUGUGUACAUUACAAACAUGUUUGCUGUACCCUCUCAACCACUGUAUGUAACCAAUCAGACGCCGAGUCCUGUUGAAUAUCGGAUGACUUGUGAAGGUUUCCAGUGCAUAGCUUCUUCUUCCAUUGACUGAAACGAAUCAAUGCGUUUUUGUAAUACUUUUCAAUUGUAAUGUGUGUAAAAGGAAGGUCAGUUUAUGAAGGAUUCUGCAUGAAUAUCAGACCACAAUAAGCCAAGUUAAUAUAAGUGAUAGAUUAUCACUGUAGUCUUCCAUGUAAUCAGCCCUCCUAUCCAAAAACCUAAGGUUUAGUACUAUGCCAACACAGUUAUUGUGUGAUCAUCAUCAUCAUCAGUCAUCAUUUAUGUUCAUCAAAAGAUUGAAAUGAUACUGUAUGUCAGUCUUGCUUCAAUGUUGUGUUUGACUUUUGUUUGCGGAGUCAUUUCACUUAUAAUUGUUGUUUACUUGUGUUUUUUUUUUUGGCCAUGCAAUACAUUUUGAUAAUCUUGAUGGUCACCAAAGACCCCAUGUUUCCUCUCCCAUCUGGUUUAACAUGGUUUGAGCUUCCAUAUCCAUCAUCGUGUUCAAUAUAAACCCAAUGAAGAAUCAGCCACACUGUGUCGAGGGCGAACGUUGGCAAGGAUUUCUCCGAUGGUUCCUGCAGACACCUGCUCCAUGCCAUUUUGAUAAUUCUUCCAUUACCACAGCACUUAGGCUGUCACUCGGGGUGAAAACUGAUCUGGGUUCAGUCGGUGAGAUGAGGCCGAGGAUUGUGUGGAGAACGGGUGGACUUGUAUAGAGCUCGGGUUUCUGUCACUUUGCCGAACAGCUGAGCGUGGUACUGCAUCUCUGGCCGGUUGUUCAUACAGGAUUUAGUGCGCGUCGGUGUCGUGUAACACUACGAAUUUAACACAUUAGGUUUCUCGGGAUGUACAAACCAAGGCACAAUAUCAGUCUACAGUCCAGCAAAGUGAUUUUGGGUGAAUCUCAUGACACCUGUCAAGAAUAUGUCUGGGUCAAAUUACAUCUCAAAUCAAAAUGAAGAAGAAAGAUGUUUGCAAAAAGACAAUGAAACACUUUUACCUCCAUUUAGAUAUUACAGAGCCCCUAAGGUGACAUUGGAGUUAAAAAUAUCAAAAGUUUAGUUUCAUGUGCUCACGCGAAUCCUUCAUGUGCAGAAUUUUUUUUAAAGUUUAGUUUCGCGUGCGCACGUGAAACUUUCGCUUUCUUGUACGCACGUGAUAGUUUCACGUGCACACGUGAAACUAAACUUUAAAAAAAAAAACGUGAAACUUGCGCGUGUGCGAAACUAAACGCAAUUAAAAAAAUUGUAUCUUUUGUUCCCUUAGGGGCUCUGUAGGAUGUUUUGCAAUUAGCAUGUGUUUUUCUUUCUUUAUUGAUUAAAGGUAAUCUUAUUUCUACACUGCAAAAAAUGAUUUUCAAGAAAAAUAUUCUUAGUUUUUUUUCUUGUUUUUAGUAAAAAUAUCAAAAAAUUCUUAAAUUAAGAUGCUUUUUCUUGAUGAGCAAAAAAACAAGAACAAAGUCUAGUUUUUAGACCAAAAAUAUCAAAUUUAAGUGAUUUUUAAAAAAUCUGCCAUUGGGUAAGCAAAAAAAUCUUGAACAUUUUUCUUAAACACUAAACUCAAGAAACAUUACCUUACCCCAUUGGCAGAUUUGUUUGCUUGUUUUAUGCACAAAAUCACUUAAAUUUCAUAUUUUGGUCUAAAAACUAGACUUAUUUUCUUGGGUCAUUUUGCUCAUCAAGAAAAAGCAUCUUAAUUUAAGAACUUUUUGAUAUUUUUACUGAAAACAAGACAAAAAAAAAUCAUUUUUUGCAGUGUAUAAUGUGAGUUUAGUUACAUUUUUGUAUGUUAUACAUUUAAAUACAGUUGUUGUUUUAGUAUAAUUUAUUUUAAGGCAGUAUAAUACACAUUUCAGUAUUCUUUCAUAUAGCAAUUAUUGUAAUAAAACGUUCAGAAUCGUCAUUUAGGAAAAUGAGUGAUAUUAAACAACCUUACAUUAUGUUACAGUAAGGGGAAAUUGCAGAUAAAAUGUGCAAAUGCAAAAAAUAUUAACGUUCCCCAAAAAACAAUCAUUUUCUUUCAUGCAAAAUAUUUUUUAUUUGAGUUUAAGAUGAAAUAUGACCCAGAUAUUUCUUGUGAGAUUUACCUCUACGCUUGAAUGCUGAGCAGUGUUGCCAGGUCCAGUUAUUAUAAGCGUCUUUGUCAGUGUUUUUCCAGCUAAUCACUUUAAGAAGUUGUUAGAGUCAGAAGUUAGGGUUAGUUUUUUGUUUGAAUUGCAAAAAAUAGCAUUUAAUUUUUUUUUUCGUUUUUUUUUGUAACAAGAUCUGGCAACACUGACGCGAUUAAGGCUCGGUUUCAAUCAGGGGAUGGAUAAUAUUUUACGUGAAUAUGUCAUUUUUUUAUUUCAAGCAAUCCCAAAAUGUUAUCUGGUGAUAGACUGUGACCUUCCUUCCUCGCUGUUGGAGAUCACCUGUGAAUAUCUGUUUGCUAUGUGAUUGUGAGUGUGUAUUUGAGAGAAAGAUGCUCACAUUGGGGGAAAUAUAACAGUCUUGCAUGGCAGUAUUGUGGUACAUUGUAAAUAUGAGAAGUGAAGCGUGCAAUGAGAAAAUCCUCCUAACAAUAUAUCAUUUUAAAGAUGAUCAUUUUUGUUAUACUCAUCAUUGAUGACGUUGUUAAUUGUGUUGUACAGUAGUAACCGAGUGACGUUACUACCGUAGGAGAUUUAUGUGUUGUAGAUAUUUGGUUUGGAUGUUUGUUAGGAUGAAAAUGGCUCAUGUUCAUUUAAUACUUUCAUCUGAAAUGUGGCUAGUGAAAGGGCUUUGGUGGCUAUAUGUGUGCUUGUGUGGUAGCCAACUUUUCAUUACUGCGCAAUAAUUGCUAAUUUACGCAAUAACAUCUAUAUAUCUCUCUCUCUCUCUUUUUUAUAAAAAAAUUCACCCAGUUUCAAACAGCUAUGAUUUCUCCAAACAAUGCAAACAUACACAAUUUAUGGCAGAAACGGUUUUAAUGUGAAAUCUAAUAAGUGUGACUUUUAAUGCUUUUAUACUUGGAGACAUCUGAGCCAGUACAGACUUAUCCUCUGUAAACGGUUUUAAUGUUGGGCAUACAAGACAAAACUUGAUGAUUGAUCAGUAUUAUUUUCUUUUCCUAUUUGUAUUAUGUUUUUCCAGCUGGUCUAUGAGAUGAGAUGCAGUCGGCUUUUAUAUAAAUCAAUACUGUUUAAAGCAGUAUAGACCAACACAUUAAGCAAUACUCACUGAAAAUGCACAGGAAAUACUCUCAGAUAAUCAUGGUAUAUUUUUUCGGUUGACAAUAAGUUCAUAAUGCAUAUAAGAAUGGCCAUACUUUCUGUAUAAAUCAAGGGAUGUUAACCCUGAAUAACUAUUGUAAAAUGUUUGAUGCAAUGCUGAAAAAUCCCUUUUUUUUAUCCUUUGUGUUGUUGUAAAUGCAGUAGUCAUUUUCUUCAUCAUAAAAUAUGUGAUGUUCAGAUGUAUGUUGAAAACCUUAACUGGUUAUUACAAUGCAGAAGUAUUGCUGACUGUUAUUUCCAGAUGCUUGUAUGAUUACUGAGUUUAUUUCCAACAAACAUGAGCCAUCUUUAUCAAACUUGAGACUCAAAACAUUGGCACAAACUGUAAAGCAUUUUAUUUGAUUGUUUUAAGAAAUAGAGAUAUUUAAAUGUAAUAUUCAUGAUUUUUUUUUUACAUGUGCAUUACAUCAAUAUUUCUGUAGGGUUGGGUUUGUCCAUAUUUAAAAUCCACUCAUAAUCAGAUUAAGAACAUAACAUGAAAAUUUGCUGAUAAACUUCACUAAAGAUCACUGUGCUUAGUCAGGCUGGUAAUAGUUAUUGAAGUAUAUAUUUAUAUUGCACAUUUCCUUUGCUCAAAUUCGCUUUACAUGGCAACACACAACAUUAACACUUCCAUCACAUACAGUACAAAUCAUACAAAGUUUAUCCAAAGUACAAUGAAGAGAUACUUUAUACACCAUGGGGUGGUUUCCAAGACAGGGUUUAGAUUAAUCCAGGACUAGGCUUAGGUAUCUUAAGACAUUUAAGUAUUUUUACAAACAUAUCUUAAAAAUAACAAAACAUUACUGGUGUGCAUCUUGAGACCAAACAAUGGCACUGAUUUACGUCUUAUGUUGUGUUUUCAAUUAAGGCAGCUCAAAAAAGUCUUGGACCUAAACCCUUUCUUAGAAACAUGUAACUGCAGAUUCGUGUGUUUAUGUGGCAAUCCUCACAUGCAAACUCAAAAAUCUCAUGUGUGAUUCAUUCAUUUUACCACUAAACAUGACAUCAUAUAUAUUAAUGCGUCAGUCAUCUUCAGGCACUUGUUAGUAGGUAACCUCUGCCGGAUUUAAAUGCAAAUCAGUGAGGUAUGAUGAAGUGUUUUGUAGUAGCUUUGAAAUGUGCCUUCCACAUUUAAUAUGAACGUAAAAUAAUUUUUAUUUUAUUAUUAAUAUAAAUAACACACUGAGAAUAAGAGAAGACACAAAAAAACGACACUAAUAUGAUUUACAGUAUGACCUGCAGUAUCAAAAUCAACACGUUAAAUCAUUUGAAAGGGUUAUAUUCUUUACCAUCUUAUUUCAGAAGGAUGUCAUUUAUUUAUAAUUACAUACACAGCUUACAGUGACCACAACACCAGGGUAAAACUGGAAAAUGAUACACAAGAAACUUUAUUUCAUAUUUUUAUUUAAUAUCCAAAUGUCCCUGCAUUGUAAAAUUGACAAUAUUUCGUGAUUUUAUUGAAGCACCUAUAUACUAAUAAUGGAGAGUUUAUAUUUGAUGAUUUGAUUCUUGAUAUAAAUCAAUGCAGUUCCAUCUCAUUUCAUGAUUUGUAAACAUUAAACAUGGCCUCAUGUAUUAUACAGCAGUGUGAUUUGGUGACUGCUUCUUAGCUUUUGCUAUUAGUCAAUGCCAAAGUUAUUCAAAGCCUUGCAUGGGUUGGUGUUUAAUUUUUCCAAGGAAUGUUACAAUGCUGACACCCUGCUUUGUGUUUCUUACUGAGCCAGUUUUACUGCUGAGGAUUACUAUGAAUUACUGUUAUGAUAAAAAUCACAUAACCCCACUAUUUAAGAGACAUCUUUGAAAAUGUUACAAUAAUUCUGUUCAUUUAUUGUAUUAAAGAUAUAUGAAUAUUCAAUAAAGGUAUGUACAUUUCUGAAUAACAA
This is a messenger RNA of Paramisgurnus dabryanus, 7510 nucleotides long. NCBI's taxonomy places the organism in Eukaryota, Metazoa, Chordata, Actinopteri, Cypriniformes, Cobitidae. The record is from RefSeq and is a predicted model, not a curated record.